Messenger RNA from Vigna umbellata (rice bean), 396 nucleotides. NCBI's taxonomy places the organism in Eukaryota, Viridiplantae, Streptophyta, Magnoliopsida, Fabales, Fabaceae. The record is from RefSeq and is a predicted model, not a curated record.
GCAUCUCAUCACAUUCUUUCACUAACACCUUCUCCUUUUUCUUUCUUCUACCUUCUCUUCGCUUCUCACAUCAGAGACUCUCAAUGGCAAAUGUGGUGGAAGUCAAGGUUGGUUUACACUGUGACGACUGUAUCAAGAAAAUUCUUAAGGCCAUCAAGAAGAUUGAAGAUAUUGAGACGUAUAACGUGGAGAAACAGUUGAACAAGGUGAUUGUUACAGGAAAUGUUACAACGGAAGAAGUUAUUAGGGUUCUUCAUAAGAUUGGCAAGAAUGCAACCCCAUGGGAAGAAGCUCAACCCCAACCCAAUUGCUGAAUUCAACUUUUCUUUUCCUCAAACAAAAAUAUAUAAAUUAUGGACAUAAAUUAUAGAGCUUUAUGUCAAAUUCUAUCAUAUA